Cyprinus carpio (common carp) is the source of this 1651-nucleotide messenger RNA. RefSeq lists its product as uncharacterized. Gene Ontology annotation, cellular component: membrane. The record is from RefSeq and is a predicted model, not a curated record. Lineage: Eukaryota; Metazoa; Chordata; Actinopteri; Cypriniformes; Cyprinidae.
CACGCCACAGAGUCGAGAACGCGCGCAGUUUCACACAGUGAGGGAGAACAGCUAGUCGUAAACGCAGUGGAUCAUACGCACGUUUUUAUACCGAUACACACUAUAUGGUAGCAUAAAGCAGUGUUUAUUUUAAUCUUAAUUCUAUAGCACCACCUGAACUUUGAUGUGCUACUGUUUAUUUAAAUUCAAAAUGAGAAAGAUUAUAAUGAUUUUUGCUGUCAUUUUGCAUUAGAUUACGUUCUCAACAAAUCAGAAAUCCAUAAUUUAUACGGACAUAUAAGCUUGAUUUUGCCACACAUCAGUUGUCAGAAACAUCUUGGGAAUGGAUGUGAAUGCCGACGCCAGCAUUCCCAGUGCUGCACCUGGUGCAGUGGAGGAAGAAACACAGCAGCAACAAUCAGAGCAAGACAUCAGUCAGCAACCCGGCACAGAGUCGGACCUCACCGGCAACACCUCACAGCCAAUCAAGAACGAGCAACAAGAUCCACCCAACACCACAACACCUACUCCUGCUGCAGACCCCGCCCCCUCUCAGGAUGCCCCACCCAGUGUUCACCUGACAGUCAUUGACGAGAAGAUGGAAACAAGUAACGGUGUUUGCCCUGGUCCUAUCAAGAUGUCUCCGACAGCUUCUUCUCCUCCUCGUCAGCAGCACGCCAAGCCCAACCACGUGCACGCAAACGGGCGAGCCAAGCCGAGCAGCCGCUCCGGGUCAAUGAGUCACGCGGGGUCACCUCGUCCGUCACUCACCCGACAGCCCAGCGCAGCCACUGAUGUUGGAGACGGAUCCAAACCCAACGAUUAUCUCAUAUGGGCUAUUCUGGCCUGCCUCUGUCCUGUCUGGCCCAUUAACGUCGUCGGCUUGACCUUCUCAGUCAUGUCUCGAAACAGUCUGCAGCAGGGCAAUGUGGAUGGUGCGCGUCGUCUUGGCCAGAAUGCAAAAAUCCUGUCCAUCGUGUCAUUGGUGGGUGGGAUCCUCAUCAUUGUUCUUACUAUCGGCAUCAACUGGGGAGUAAUACUUAAGACCUGAUGACUGUCACGACACUCGGGGUGAAGUAAGAUUCACAACCAAUCCAUGAUGACCAUUUUCUUCUUCCAUGUGUCAUUCAUCUCUCUACAUCUGAAUGCUCCUGUUUUAUACUCUGUCUGAAGACUCUGAAGCUGGAUGUUACUUUUAUCAAAAACAACAUGGACUCUUCAGCUCUUCGAAUGCCUGGAAUUACAAACAAAGCGGCAAGGCAUGCAUGCUUGUUUUUUUUUUCUCCCAACAAAGGACUCACCAUCUGAGAUGAUGUCAGUGAGGAGACCACAAAUAUGAUCUCAUUUCAUUGGUCAUGCACCCCUUGAGGAUGUGAGGGAGGAAAAUAAUGAGAGAGAAUGGGAAGGGAUUUAGUUCUUGACAAAGAUGCACAAGCUAAUAUCCCUGUUUUCUCAGAAGUGUGAGUCCAUAAAGAAAAGCUCAGAUUAAAAUGUAAUUGAUUAUAUAAAACAGCAGAUGGCUUCCGUUUUGGCAUCCGUCCACAGAUGAGUCCGAUUACCUUGAGAACUGCUCUAGAGCCUCUCUCUCUCUCUCUCUCUCUCUCUCUCUCUCUCUCUCUCUCUCUCUCUCUCUCUCUCUCUCUCUCUCUCUCUCUCUCUCUCUCUCUCUCUC